Messenger RNA from Euleptes europaea (tarantolino), 631 nucleotides. It is a transcript of the gene NKAIN3, whose product is annotated as sodium/potassium transporting ATPase interacting 3. The transcript has 5 exons. Gene Ontology annotation, biological process: regulation of sodium ion transport. The record is from RefSeq and is a predicted model, not a curated record. Bases 41 to 583 code for a protein of 180 amino acids. Lineage: Eukaryota; Metazoa; Chordata; Lepidosauria; Squamata; Sphaerodactylidae.
GCGGCGCGCGGCGGCUUGAGGGGGACGCGGCGCUGCCACCAUGGGCUGCUGCACCGGCCGCUGCACUCUGAUCUUCCUCUGCACGCUGCAGUUGUUAGCUGCCCUGGAGAGACAGAUCUUUGACUUCCUUGGAUUCCAGUGGGCCCCCAUACUUGGUAAUUUUCUGCACAUAAUAGCUGUCAUUUUGGGUUUGUUUGGAACCAUACAAUACAGACCUCGAUAUAUAGUUGUGUACUCAGUAUGGACUGCUCUCUGGGUCACAUGGAAUGUUUUCAUUAUCUGCUUCUAUUUGGAAGUAGGCGGGCUUUCUAAGGAAACUGACCUCAUGACCUUUAACAUCUCAAUGCAUCGGUCCUGGUGGCGAGAACAUGGGCCAGGCUGCAUACGAAGAGUGGUGCGUCCUUCAGCUCCUGGGAUUUUAGAUGAUUUUUCCUAUGUCUCUGUGACAGGCUGCAUCAUUGACUUCCAGUACCUAGAGGUCAUUCACAGUGCCAUCCAAAUAUUUCUCUCUUUGAUUGGUUUUGUCUAUGCCUGUUAUGUGAUCAGUGUCUUCAUGGAGGAAGAGGACAGCUGUAAGUACUGAUACGCACCUACCCAUCUCUGGAGCCACAAACCUAGGGUGAGAUUUAGU